This is a messenger RNA of Acanthamoeba castellanii str. Neff, 1050 nucleotides long. RefSeq lists its product as uncharacterized. The transcript is spliced from 4 exons. Bases 1 to 1050 code for a protein of 349 amino acids. NCBI's taxonomy places the organism in Eukaryota, Discosea, Longamoebia, Acanthamoebidae. The record is from RefSeq and is a predicted model, not a curated record.
AUGGAGACCGGUGUGCGGAGGGAUGAGGUUGAGAUUCGCCUCACUGUCGGUGGCAGCUCCAGCGAUGUAGCGACUGGCAGCACAGGUGGUGGAGGCGGAGGGCUGUGCGGCGACCUGGGUUGCGGUGGUGGUCGCGAGCGACAAGGCUCAGGGGGCAGAGGGCGCGGCCAGGCAGAGAGGGCGGCUGAGGGGCGGGCGCGGCACGAGGCCGAAGUGGUGGAGGCCGUCGAGCGUCUGGUGCUGGAGCACGGCAUCGGGGGCGCCACCACCGUCCCUGCCGCCUUUGCCGUCCGACCCCGCUCCCUCUCCAAUUCCUCCUCUUCAUCUUCAUCUUCAUCCGCUCAUGGAGAAGUAGUGGGGCUCGUGCGCGAGAAGCGGGUCACACUCGUCUCCGCCGCGCUCGAUCCCGCCUCGUUCGACGAUGCCGCCAGCAACAGCGACGAACGUGACGUUGUAGAGGAUGGAGAAAAAGUAGAAGUCGAAGAGGCCGCGGAGGACGUGCUCUUCGGCGCGUGCAAGGCGCCGCCGCCGAAGGACGAGGACGCGGUGGGCGAGGCGCUGGGCGAGGUGUGCAUUACGGUGCCCUCCACGAUGGACAAGGACCUCCUCCUCUCCCAGCACGAGCACGAGCGCUACGUCAUGAACGUCGUCCAGCGCCUCAUCCCCGUCGCAGGGCGCGUGACAGCGGUGCCGGCCGUCGGGUUCUGGAUGCUGGAGACGGCCACGACCAACUCGAUCGCCACCGGGGAUCGCCUGAUGCAGGAGCGGGUCACCAUCGUCAGUGCGGCGUGCGUGGUGGACGCCAAGGUGCGCAGCGUGGUCAAGGAGACAGCCACCUGGCUGGCCAACGCGCUGGGCCAGGAGGCCGUGUUCGUGAAGAUCAACAACCAGCCCUACCUCAUCCGGAUGACCAGCGAACGGGGGGAGAACGAGGCCGUGGAGCGAAAGGAGAAGAAGGUCAAGAAAGCACGAGGGCGGCGGCACAACAAGAACUACCGAUUCUUCAAGGUGGCUCCCACCAUGGUCUACGAAUGCAACCACCAGGCCUAG